This is a messenger RNA of Leptonychotes weddellii (Weddell seal), 3632 nucleotides long. Lineage: Eukaryota; Metazoa; Chordata; Mammalia; Carnivora; Phocidae. The record is from RefSeq and is a predicted model, not a curated record.
AAGCCGCGGGGUCUUCUAAACCAGAAAGUCUCCGGAGCUUGCGCUAAGCUAUUUGCGGCGCCCCCCACUUACACGCAGGUCUCAGAAACAGGCGGGGGGAAAAGGCGUCGUACCUGGAGCUGAGACCAGGCGGCCGGAGUCCUCAGGGAUGAACCUCGAGUUGCUGGAGUCCUUUGGGCAGAAUUAUCCAGAGGAAGCCGAUGGAACUUUGGAUUGUAUCAGCAUGGCCCUGACUUGCACCUUUAACAGGUGGGGCACACUGCUUGCAGUUGGCUGUAAUGAUGGCCGAAUUGUCAUCUGGGAUUUCUUGACAAGAGGCAUUGCUAAAAUAAUUAGUGCGCACAUCCAUCCAGUUUGUUCUUUAUGCUGGAGUCGAGAUGGUCAUAAGCUCGUGAGUGCUUCCACUGAUAACAUAGUGUCACAGUGGGAUGUUCUUUCAGGCGACUGCGACCAGAGGUUUCGGUUCCCUUCACCCAUCCUAAAAGUCCAGUACCAUCCACGAGAUCAGUAUGUUAUUUUGGUCCUAAAAACAGAUUCUCAGGAUCUUGUUGCUUCCUUCAGAGUAACAACUGGAACAAGCAAUACCACAGCUAUUAAGUCCAUAGAGUUUGCCCGGAAGGGGAGUUGCUUUUUAAUUAACACAGCAGAUCGGAUAAUCCGAGUUUAUGAUGGCAGAGAAAUCUUAACUUGUGGAAGAGAUGGAGAGCCUGAACCCAUGCAGAAGUUACAGGACUUGGUAAAUAGGACCCCGUGGAAGAAAUGUUGUUUCUCUGGGGAUGGAGAAUACAUAGUGGCUGGUUCAGCCCGGCAGCAUGCCUUGUACAUCUGGGAGAAAAGCAUUGGCAACCUGGUGAAGAUUCUCCAUGGGACGAGAGGAGAACUCCUCUUGGAUGUAGCUUGGCACCCUGUUCGACCCAUCAUAGCAUCCAUUUCAAGUGGAGUGGUAUCUAUCUGGGCACAAAAUCAAGUAGAAAAUUGGAGUGCAUUUGCCCCAGACUUCAAGGAGUUGGAUGAAAAUGUAGAAUAUGAGGAAAGGGAAUCAGAGUUUGAUAUUGAAGAUGAAGAUAAGAGUGAGCCUGAGCAGACAGGGGCUGAUGCUGCCGAGGAUGAGGAAGUGGAUGUCACCAGCGUGGACCCAAUUGCUGCCUUCUGUAGCAGUGAUGAAGAGCUGGAAGAUUCAAAGGCUCUAUUAUAUUUACCCAUUGCCCCUGAGGUAGAAGAUCCGGAAGAAAAUCCUUAUGGCCCCCCACCGGAUGCUGUCCAAACCUCCCUGAUGGAUGAAGGGGCUAGUUCAGAGAAGAAGAGGCAGUCUUCAGCGGAUGGGUCCCAGCCACCGAAGAAGAAACCCAAAACAACCAAUAUAGAACUUCAAGGAGUACCUAAUGAUGAAGUCCAUCCACUACUGGGUGUGAAGGGGGAUGGCAAAUCCAAGAAGAAGCAAGCAGGCCGGCCUAAAGGAUCAAAAGGUAAAGAGAAAGAUUCUCCAUUUAAACCGAAACUCUACAAAGGGGACAGAGGUUUACCUCUGGAAGGAUCAGCGAAGGGUAAAGUGCAGGCGGAGCUCAGCCAGCCAUUGGCAGCAGGGGGAGCAAUCUCAGAACUGUUAUGAAGACGCUUGAAGUUCUUCGUUCUUCCCCACUUUGGCAUCAUGUGGCCUCUGGACACUGUGGUCAGUCAUUUGAGAUUGACUUUAAUUUAAAACAAAGGCCUCUCCCUCCAACCCAGGAGGUGGAAGGAGUGCAUCGUAUAUUUGAAUGACGAAGUGAAUUAUGGAAGAAGAGUACACGGCCCUUCCCUUUCAAGCAUAAGUCCAAAUAGGCUCUCAGGAAUGAGGAUUUGUGAAGACAUCAAACAGGAGUUUUGACUCAUUCAGACUUCAGUGCUUAGUUAUGUGGCUGGAGAAAAGAGACCAGUUUUGCUCAUCUAACUAUUGUGCCCAGGAUCAUUUUGACCUGACAUUUCCUAUCCUAUUUGCCUUCCAUCCUCCGUGCAUGUCCUCGAGUGACUUACUCUCAUCUGAAGUUUUGCUGCCGGUAUCCUAGAAAAACUUCUGUUGCAUAUUCUGUCUUCCAUUUUUAAACUUAACUCUCUCACCAGAUACCUCCUAUAUUUCCCUAUUGUGUACAGAGGAUGGGCAGAAAAGAAAGUGCUCGAAAGCUUUCAAGUUUUCAGAAAGGGAAGAAAGAGAAGAAAGGCCCCCUCUUCUUGGCAUACCCAAUUUUGCUCCAGAAGCUGGGCUGUAAGAGGGUCAGGGUUUUUCUUUGUUUUCCUUCCAUUGCAUGUUUUCCUCCAGUAGUGGUUCAUUCUCAUUAAUCAUGGUUUUUGAAGAUAGCGAGUUUCAUCUAUCUGCAGCAAAGAAUCAUCAGUAGUUCAUAUUGCUUCACCUGUGCUGGUGUCCAGAGAGGGAAACAAACCAAGGGGUCUCUCCACGAGCUUCUUUUUUAUUGGGGUGGGGGAAUCUAUGCAAGGACUAAAGUCAAACCGUCCACAAUCAAAGCAGCAACAACACAGUUCAAAUCAAAGAUCAAGGAAAAAAAAUUUUUUUUUAUCGCGUGUGGAUCUCUGUCCCUUCCCUUUUGUUGUGACAUUUUCCCCUUGUAUCCCCGCUCCUCCGUACGACAUGUUUUCAGUCUCUUCCUUUCUGUGAAAGGUUGCUUAGUUUUUUAAAAAAUUUUUUUACUUCCUGCUCCUUGCUUUUGCUGUUCUUUAUAUACAAAGUAGCAGAUAGGAUGGACGUGUACAUGAGGUGUUUGAAAUUCUCUGAGAAUUCUCUGAACCCAGAGUCCCAGGUGUGGAGAGGACUCUCUGCAGAGCUUUUAGCUGACCUGGGCUGUCGGUGCGGCAUCCUCCGGGGAGAGUCCCGCCAACAGCUGGGUGCUCCUGUGGGCAGCCCCACACGAGUGGGUUACCUUUGGGAUUUUAGGAUAGCAAUCAAAGUAGACUUACAUCAGGAAGAGCCUCUUUCUCCUGCUCCAUCUUUUAGAACCAAAAUAUUCCGUAGUUGAAGUAAGAGCUCCCCCUGAGUCAGUUGCGAAAUGCCUGUAUUUUUAGCCACCACGGCUUUUUUCGGCUUUUUUCCUUAAAUGCUCAUUUUGUGAAUUUCAUUUCUUAUUUCACAUCCUACCAGUGGUUGAGAUUGGCAGGUGGCUCACUGGACGGGUUUUUUGUUUUGCACACAUUGUUUCCAUUCCAUUUCUCUGUGGACGUGCACCGCGAUCUCGAUCUUGCACAAACUGUGAUACAGAAGGUCUCUGCCCUACUUACAGGGGCAGAGUAGCUCGGUGUCCUCUGCCUGUGUGUUGGGAUGUUUCUGCCAUGUCCGGACACCUCCUCGACUGGCUCCUGAGAAGAUCAGCUUCAGCCCUGCCAGAUGGUGUCUGGCAGCACUUCCUAAUAAUUAUUUAUGCUUUGGGAAUUUUUUUCAGCUCCUGAAACCUUCUAUCCAGUUUGAUUUUUUUCUCAAUAUGUACAAUAUAUGCGUAUUCUCUUUUGUCAUUCCUCCCCCCCAUCCGCCCCAUCCCGCCAUUUCAUUUUUUUAAUGUUCCAUAGUUUUGUACAAGACGAGACUUAGCCUUGGGUUACUUCUUGCUGAAGCUUUAAUGCUUUGUAAAUAAAAUCGGAUGUUUAUUAAA